Molecule: messenger RNA, 1314 nt
Organism: Dicrocoelium dendriticum
Lineage: Eukaryota; Metazoa; Platyhelminthes; Trematoda; Plagiorchiida; Dicrocoeliidae
Source: the annotation of a GenBank genome assembly
AUGGAGAAUGAAUUAGAACUUCAAAUCCAACGGGUAGAAGAACGGGCAAAGAGGGAAAUUAACGAUCGACUGCGGGAUGAAUACGACAUGAAAAUAAAGAAGAAGGAGGAAGAAAUCGCUGACAUCCAGGCACAAAUAAGGAGCCUCAGAAUGCACAUGGGAGGCAGUGAUGUCGAUGGCUCUGAUGUUCCGGAUUCCACGACCAUGGAUCGAGUAACCACAGACCUUAAUCUUCUGGUGAUGUCCCCUUCGUAUAGACAGAGGGCGUUGACUCGCUUGUCCAGCCAUCUUGUACCUGAUCUACCCCUACUAGAGGUGAUGGCCAAACUUGAGAGUACAGAGCUGGAGUUGGCAUCCCUGAAAGAACAGUUAGCGGAACAAGAGAAACGAUUGCAUUUUAAUACACUGGACCACCUGGAUGAAACCAAGAUGUGCACUCACUUCCAAAGUCCCCGAAAUUCCUCUUCUCUGCGAUCCGGUGCUCAAAGCCUCGGUUCGAUGGAGCUCAAUCCUGUUACACCACAACCACCGGAACGGAUGUUCAAAGUAAUUCUGGUCGGUGACACUGGGGUUGGAAAGUCCAGUUUCAUGCACCAAUUUUGUGAUGGUGUAUUUUAUCCCCGACUGCGAGCCACAGUAGGUGUGGAUUUCAGAACGCGUAACCUUCGGGUCGACCAAAAAGUGUACUCCAUUCAAUUGUGGGAUACGGCUGGACAGGAAAAAUACCGCAGUAUUGUCCGGACUUAUUUUCGAAAGGUUGAUGGGGUCAUAGUUGUCUACGAUGUUACCGCACCGAGCACCUUCCGAAACGUGCGGUCAUGGAUGGAACAAAUUUAUAGCAUCAGCAGUCAUCCCAACGUCCCGGUCAUCAUAGUAGGCAAUAAGAUUGACUUGCGACUUGAAUCCCAGUCUUCAAUGGUCACAACCGAGGUGGGGCAGAAUCUAGCCGAAUCCUACAAUGCGCUAUUCAUUGAGACAAGCAUCCCAACAGCAGAGAAUGUGGACGAGACCGUGAGGAUGUUGGCCAACGCAAUGAAAUUGAACGAGGACACGCAACUGGCCUCCGUGCAACUAACUCCUUCUCCUACGAAACCGACCCGAUCAUGUUGCAAAUCAUAACAUUCCAGCCGUUAGGCACUUUUAUAAGUGUUCUGUUUUAUAAUACUUGGUAUGACCUUUAAUCCCCUCAUUUGGCUCGUUUGUACAUGUUAGCAUUCAUAACUACAUAAAUUUCCUAAAUGUGCUCCUUGAAUCAGACAGCUGUCAGCUUGUUUUGUUGUUGGAUCUGGUUCCAAUCUCCCAACCUAGUUGCUG